AUGAAAGUCAUACUUAAAGAUUUUUUAGCCUAACCAAAAUCAUUGUCUAGCACUUUGCAUCGACUUUGGAAUAUAGGAAUAGCUACCCAUAGCAAAAACCAAUAAAUGAAUGAAUGAAGAAAAUAUAUCAUAUGAAUAAAUCAUGUUUGUAUUUUUGGAUAAUACAUGUAUGAGAAAUACAAAAGAAAAAUAACUGUUAUGGAAUUUCAAAGUUGUAAGUCAGCUCAUAGUGUUUGUGAGACUUUCUUAACAAAACAAAAAAAAAAAUAGAGGCUAGAUCCAUGUGUGUUAACAAGUGUAUGAUUUCUUUAUGUAUGUGUUUAUUUUUUUAGUAUAAUUCACCAAAACGAGCGUCCCACUAUAAACACCAGAUUUUUUUUUCUUUUUGCUAGUUCAUGAUAGAAAACGAUAUGUUUAUAAAAAGUACGGUACUUACAUCCUAAAAAAUAACCGUUAUAUCUAUGAUGCAAUAUGAUCCAUUGAAAAUAAGAGAGGCUUAAAAAUGAAGACAGACCCAAACAAAUAUAUUUUAUGCUUUUCUAAAAUAAAAUUCUGUAAUGUUUCAUGCUCAAAUGGAGAAAUCCAAUGAAACACGCAAACUAAAUUAUUUUACAAUAUAAAAAGAUGAUCCUGUUGACAUUAAUCGUAUUUAAAUAACAUAUAGCUACGUUGAUUUUUUCAAAAGCAUAUUAUAUAUACUAUUUAAAUAUGAUAUAAAAAUAAUAAAUGUUCGCUACAAAAUAUUAGUGUUCUUUCUUUUUGAAUUAUAUCAUUUUUACCGGAAGCGGGAAGUUUACCAAGAGCGCUUCAAAGUUUUGGUGUUUCUCCAUUGCCGGCGAUGCGUUGCAUUUGCUUCAAACCAUGGCGUCGUUCGCCAUCUCCCUCGGUUAAAUCCACCGUCGUCGACGAACUUGAUAAUAGUAACAAAGACCGCGAGGGAAGCUCUUGUCCGAGAUUCCGGGAAUUCACUUUGGAAGAGUUGAAUGUCGCUACUGACGGAUUCUCCGCCGACAACAUCGUGUCGGAACACAACGAGAAGGUUCCUAACAUCGUCUACGAAGGGACGCUUGACGAUGGAAAAAAGAUUGCCGUAAAGCGGUUUCAGAAGCUGUCAUGGCCUGACGCCUCCGAGUUCGUCGAAGAAGCACAAGAAGUGGGAAAGUGUAGGAGUGAGGAUAUGGUCAGUUUGAUAGGGUGUUGCUCAGAGGGUCAAGAGAGGCUUCUCGUUGCUGAUUACAUGCCCAAUGGAACACUUGCAAAGCAUCUAUUCCACUGGGAGAAACGACCAAUGAAAUGGAAAAUGAGGUUGAAGGUUGCGUUACAUACAGCGAAAGCCUUGGAGUAUUGUAAUGAUAUGGGACUGGAUUUGUACCAUGAUCUCAACACCUACAGAAUAUUGUUCGAUAAGGUUGGUAACCCUAGGCUGUCAUGUUUCGGUCUCAUGAAGUGUAUCAGAGAGGGGAAGAGCUACAGUACAAACUUGGUAUUUGCUCCUCCUGAAUAUUUGCGUCUAGGUACUCUGGUACCGGAGAGUAGCAUAUUCAGCUUUGGGACCUUGUUACUGGAUCUUAUGAGUGGCAAACAUAUUCCACCAAAUCAUGCACUUGAUCUCUUCCGUGGCAAAAACUACUUGGUGCUAAUGGAUUCUGCUCUAGACGGUCAGUUCUCUGAUGAAGACAGGGCAGAACUAAUCCACCUUGCAUCCCGCUGUUUUCGGCGUGAACCAGACGAGAGACCAAGCAUAAAGUUUCUUAUGUCUGCUCUUUCAAGACUUGAGAAACGAGCUGAGUUAUGGCCAAAACUCAAAGAAGAAAACAUCCCUGAUCCAUCAUACACUAAACCUGCAACAAAUCAGCCAUUGCGCUUGACCCCUCUUGGAGAAGCAUGCUCAAGAGUGGAUCUAAGUGGCAUACACGAACUUCUCGAGAAACUUGGAUAUGGAGAGGACGAUGUGUCAGUCACAAAUGAGUUCUCAUUCCAAAUGUGGACGGGUGAUCUGCAAGAGAAUACUGAUUACAAAAAGCAUGGAGAUGCUGCAUUUCGUGCUAAGGAUUUUGAGACUGCUAUUGAAUUCUACACAGAGUUCAUGAGCGGAGCACCAGUGGUAUCACCAACAGUAUUAAUCAGACGGUGUCUAUGUUACCUAAUGAGCGAUAUGUUCAGUGAGGCUCUAAGCGAGGCGAUGCAAGCUCAGGUUGUGUCGCCAGAGUGUUCAACCGCUCUCUACUUACAAGCGGCUUGUCUCUUAAAGCUUGGGAUGGAAGCAAAAGCUAAAGAAGCACUACAACAGGGCUCUGCUCUCGAAGCUGUUUAGAGUUACAACGACAACAAAACCAAGAAUUGUACAGCUUCUUCUUCCUCUCCACACGUAUUUAGAGAUGUCAAUACACGCAAAGCAUAUAUAAUUGUUUGCUUCUUUACCUAUGUUUGAGAGAAUCUUGAUGUUACCUUCAAAUUUGUGUGCUAAAACCUGGUCUUAAAUGGAUUAUGGAUUUUUUUUUC
Messenger RNA from Brassica napus (rape), 2502 nucleotides. Its product is annotated as serine/threonine-protein kinase BSK6-like. Lineage: Eukaryota; Viridiplantae; Streptophyta; Magnoliopsida; Brassicales; Brassicaceae. Gene Ontology annotation, molecular function: protein kinase activity; protein binding; ATP binding. Gene Ontology annotation, biological process: brassinosteroid mediated signaling pathway; protein phosphorylation. The transcript is spliced from 9 exons. The record is from RefSeq and is a predicted model, not a curated record. The coding region runs from base 839 to 2314 and encodes 491 amino acids.